Messenger RNA from Cyphomyrmex costatus, 1035 nucleotides. RefSeq lists its product as uncharacterized. The coding region runs from base 1 to 1035 and encodes 344 amino acids. The record is from RefSeq and is a predicted model, not a curated record. NCBI's taxonomy places the organism in Eukaryota, Metazoa, Arthropoda, Insecta, Hymenoptera, Formicidae. The transcript has a single exon.
AUGGAACAAUAUGUGCUUGAAGAGCUAUUGCAACUUGUUACGCCCUAUAUUCAGAAACAAAAUACUGUAAUGAGACAAGCUAUCUCUUCUCGAGAUAGAUUAAGUGUUACACUGCGAUUUCUUGCUACUGGUAAUACAUUUCAAGAUUUAUCAUAUUCAACUCGGAUUGCUCCUAAUACACUAUCUCAGAUUAUACCUGAGACAUUAAAAGCUAUUAUAACAGUUCUUGAUAGUAAAGUAAUCGUUUGUCCAUCAACUGUAAUGGAGUGGCAAGUUGUAGCAGAUAAGUUUAAUACAUGGUGGCAGUUUCCUCAUUGCAUAGGGGCAUUGGAUGGCAAGCAUAUCAAUUUUCGACCACCAAGAAAAGAAGGAUCUAUGUAUAGGAAUUAUAAAGGAAGAGACAGUAUCGUACUUCUUGGUCUUGUGGAUGCCGAAUAUAGAUUUUUAUUUGUAGAUAUUGGAAGGAAUGGUCGCAUGCAUGAUGCUUCCGUAUUUCGUGAGAGUUCUUUGGCUACGCAAUUAUAUUCCGAAACAUUAAAUUUACCGUUACCAUCUCCUUUACCAGGAUAUGAUAUUCCUUUACCAUAUGUAAUUGUGGCAGAUGAUGCCUUUCCGUUAAAAGUACAUAUAAUGAAACCAUAUCCUGGUCGUGAUCUUACUUUUCAAAAGAAAAGUUUUAAUUAUAGACUAAGCAGAGCACGCAGAACUAUUGAAAAUGCAUUCGGUAUCUUGGCGAACAGAUUUCGUAUUCUUAUGAACAUUAUUCCCCUUUCAGUUGAAAAAGUAGAAUUAAUAACUUAUGCAUGCUGCGUGCUUCAUAAUUAUCUUAUAGACAAAAAAGUGUCAUGGUAUGUUCCAUUGGAAUUAAAGAACAGAACUGAUAUAAUACAACCAAAUUUAAGUGGCAUAUCACGACAAGGCGGAAAUCAUUGUUCAAACACAGCUAAUACAAUUAGGGAUCAAUUUUGUGAAUUCUUUAAUACGGUAGGAGCUGUACCAUGGCAAGAAAAAUAUGUACAAGAAGGACGAUGUUAA